Messenger RNA from Podarcis lilfordi (Lilford's wall lizard), 306 nucleotides. The record is from the annotation of a GenBank genome assembly. Lineage: Eukaryota; Metazoa; Chordata; Lepidosauria; Squamata; Lacertidae.
AUGCGGACAGAGCGGCACCUGGAGGCCCUAAAUACAGCCCUGGAGCCUGGAGGAAAGGAAGGGGAAGGAAGGAAGGUCGCUAGCAAGAACAGGGCACCUCCACCACACUCCUUCCUGGAAGCUGCAGGUCCCUUUGUGACACUGGCCUUCUCGACACCCUCACAUUCUCCUGAGCAGACUGGGCAGGAAUCAGGAAUCCGCCUGGGUCAUGUUGCCCCCAUUGAGUGCUCCCACUCUUUUCCUCCAUCACUGGAACAGUUCACAGAUGCAACUGCAGCACUUGUUGACCCUGAGCCGAAUGUGUGA